This is a messenger RNA of Eutrema salsugineum, 2108 nucleotides long. RefSeq names its product exocyst complex component EXO70H1. The coding region runs from base 64 to 1953 and encodes 629 amino acids. The record is from RefSeq and is a predicted model, not a curated record. The transcript has a single exon. NCBI's taxonomy places the organism in Eukaryota, Viridiplantae, Streptophyta, Magnoliopsida, Brassicales, Brassicaceae. Gene Ontology annotation, molecular function: phosphatidylinositol-4,5-bisphosphate binding. Gene Ontology annotation, biological process: exocytosis. Gene Ontology annotation, cellular component: exocyst.
UUUCAGAAAUUCCCCAUCGACGACGCGAAUUGAAGUCUCUCGAAAAUUCUUCCAAAAAGACUUAUGACGAGACAAGCGGUGAGAAACCUUUGCUGCGUCGCCAAAACGCCGUCGGAUCAUCCACAUCCUCUGACGUUAACGCCACGCCAGAGUUUGGAAUCGGCGGCUAUCUAUGGAAUCAUUGAAUCUUCCGCGGACAUAAUCGAGAGAUGGAACACGGAGACCUCCUCUUUCGCCAAAGUCACUUCCCUGUUCUACGAGAACAAACCAGAAGCCAUGGUGUUCAUCGAUCGAGUGAAGGAUCUCCAGAACACGAUGGAUCUGCUGGUGAGUGAGGAUCCGAACUCGGAGAGACUCGCCAGGUCCCAGAAACUGAUGCAGAUCGCGAUGAAGAGGUUACAGAAGGAGUUUUACCAGAUCCUGUCCAUGAAUCGUGCUUAUCUAGAUCCAGAAUCCGUUUCUACUCGAUCUUCUCUCACCUCGGCGAGAUCCAGCUACUCUGAUUUACCCGACGAUGACGAAUUACACACCGCCGGUGAUUCAAUCGUCGAAGUGGAGGAAGUUUCUAGCAACGUCAUGACGGAUUUGAGAUCCAUCGCUGAGUGCAUGAUCGCUUCUGGUUACGCGAAAGAGUGUUUGAGCAUUUAUAAAAGCAUCAGAAAAUCGGUCAUCGACGAAGGGAUUUACCGACUCGAAGUGGAGAAAACGAGUCCAGCGAAGGCGAAGAAAAUGUCUUGGGAAGCGAUCGAUCUGAAGAUCAGAAGCUGGUUAGAGGCAGUGAAAGUCUCCAUGGAGACUCUCUUCAAGGGGGAGAAGAUUCUGUGUGAUCACGUCUUCGAAUCCUCCGACGCAAUUAGAGAGUCUUGCUUCAGUGAAAUCUCUCGAGAAGGAGCUCUUCUUCUUUUUGGGUUCCCGGAUAUCAUUGCUGCCAGCAAAAUCAGCACGAAGAAUUCCUCACCGGAGAAAAUUUUCCGGCUGCUGGACAUGUACAGCGCGAUCGCCGGAAACUGGCGAGCGAUCGAAUCGAUCUUCUCGUUUGAUUCAAUCUCCGUCGUCCGAUCUCAAGCACUUAAAUCUCUCAUCUCUCUUAGCGAAUCGAUUCGAUCACUACUUGUGGAUUUCGAAUCCGGAAUUCAAAAGGACUCGUCGAAGGUGAUAGUUCCCGGCGGAGGAGUACAUCCACUGACGAUUUCCGUCAUGAGUCAUCUCACGCUCCUCGCCGACUACAGUAACGUCCUCGUCGAUAUCCUCGCCGGAUCACCGCCACCGGAAAGAUCAUUGCUUCCGGAGUCUUACUUCAACGUCUCGGAUUCCGACGAGUCACCUUCGUCGGAGCUGACGCUCCGAUUCGCUUGGCUUAUCCUCGUCCUCCUCUGCAAAAUAGAUCGUAAAGCAAAUCAAUACAAAGAUUGCUCCGUGCAGUAUCUCUUCCUCACCAACAAUCUCCAGCACGUGGUCUCACGAGUCCGUUCCUCGAACCUGAAACAACUCCUCGGCGAUGACUGGGUCACGAGGCAUUUCGCUAAGAUGAAGCAAUAUUCCGACAGCUAUAAGCGACUUGCGUGGGGUCCAGUGGUUGCGUCUUUGCCUGAGAAUCGUACGGUGGAGAUGUCGCCGGAGGAAGUGAAGGAGCGGUUUGACAAUUUCAGCGAGUGCUUCGAGCGGGCGUACGGUAAACAAAGCGCCUGUAUCGUACCGGAUCCAAAUCUAGGAGAAGAGAUAAAACUAUCGAUAGCGAGAAAGCUGGUGCCAAUUUAUCGCGAGUUUUGUAACACGAGAAGUUCUGUUUUCUUGGCGGGAGCCGGCGGCGCGAGAAACUUGAGCUCGGUUGUCAGAUUUACCCCUGAAGAUAUUGAAAACCAUUUGUCUGAUUUGUUCUCAAGAGAGGGUAUUUCGGGGAAUUUAGCCGUUUCUUUUCCUUCGUCUUCUCGGUCACGGCAAUCCCCAGCUUAAAGUAAAAAGGAGUAAAUAUAGAUUUUGCUUUUUGUUUUAAAAUGUAAAAUGCAAACACUGAUCUUGCAUGGCUUUGGCAGUUAAUCAGUUAUUGCUUGCUAUACAUAUACAAUUACGAACUAUUUUUGAUUGAAUACUAUUUUUAAUUACCUAAA